This is a messenger RNA of Xyrauchen texanus (razorback sucker), 4457 nucleotides long. Its product is annotated as tubby-related protein 1-like. Lineage: Eukaryota; Metazoa; Chordata; Actinopteri; Cypriniformes; Catostomidae. Gene Ontology annotation, cellular component: cilium. The transcript has 13 exons. The coding region runs from base 1 to 1551 and encodes 516 amino acids. Gene Ontology annotation, biological process: protein localization to cilium. Gene Ontology annotation, molecular function: actin filament binding. The record is from RefSeq and is a predicted model, not a curated record.
AUGUCUUCUGAAAAGAAGCCCAAAAAGAAGAAGCCAGAGUCUUCUACAGCAGAAACCAAUGCAACCGAAGCCAAACCUAAAAAGACGAAGUCUAAGAAGAGUGGAGAUUUAUCGGCCGAGAGCAGCCCAGCCACUCAAAAUGGAGAGAAAGUGAAGAAGAAGAAAGUAGAGAAAGAGAAGGAAUCGCCAGAGAAGGAGAAAGAACCCAAAAAGAAAGCUAAAAGCGCUCCAAAGAAAAAGAAGAGCUCUACAGAAGAGGAUGAUGAUGAUGAUGAAGAGGAUGACGGGGAGAGCACGCCUCAGAAGAAGACGAAAAAAAAGACUUCAAAGGAAACUUCUGAUGGAAAAGAAAAAGAAAGAGAUAAAGAAAAGGACAAAGACAAAGACAAAAAGUCCAAAUCUAAAGACGCUAAAGAAGACACAGACAGUAAAUUAAAAUCCAAAGGCAAGAAGAAGGAACCAGCCUCUAUGUUUCAGAUAAAUGGAGACAAGCCAGAAACCAAGAGUAAAAAGAAAGCCGCCAAAUCAAAGAGUGAAGACGAGAGCGAACCAGAAACCAAAAGCAGCAAGACGAAGAAGAAAAGCAGCUCAAACCCAGCGUCCAUGUUCCAGACCGGAGGAGACAAAGACAAGGACAAAAAGACCAAAAAGUCCAAAAGUAAGUCCUGUUGUCCUGCUAAAACAGAAGAGAGUGAAGAAUCAGAUUCAGAAGUGACACAGAAGAAGAAAAAGGGAAAAGGGAAAAAAGUCAAGAAGGAGGAAAGGGCACCUUCUCCCAUCAUCGAGUUUGACAAUCUGGAAGAGUUUGUACUUCAACCUGCUCAACAAGGUGUCACCGUAAAGUGUAAAGUGACCCGUGACAAGAGAGGAAUGGACAAAGGCCUUUAUCCAACAUACUACCUGCACCUGGACAAUGCGAAAAAAGUGUUUUUGUUAGCGGGGAGGAAGAGGAAGAAAAGCACAACCUCAAACUACCUGAUCUCCAUCAACCCAACUGACCUCUCGAGAGGAGGAGAAAACUUUAUCGGGAAGUUGAGGUCCAAUCUAAUGGGAACUAAAUUCACAGUGUUUGAUAAUGCACUACAUCCGGACAGAGCCCUCCCUGACAUGUCCAACGCACGACAGGAAUUAGCGGCCAUUAUCUAUGAAACCAAUGUUUUGGGCAUGAAAGGGCCGAGACGAAUGAUUAUAGUUAUCCCCGGCAUGAACAAAGACGGUGAACGAGUGCCCAUACAGCCACGAAGUGACAAUGACGGUCUCCUCAUGAGACAUCAAAACAGAAAUAUGGAGAACUUGAUAGAGCUGCGCAAUAAGACGCCAGUGUGGAACGAAGAUACGGCGUCACACGUGUUAAACUUCAACGGCAGAGUGACACAGGCCUCCAUCAAAAACUUCCAGAUUGUCCAUAACAAAGACCAGGACUACAUUGUGAUGCAGUUUGGGAGAAUUGCCGAUGACGCCUUUACUCUGGACUAUAAGUAUCCUCUGUGUGCCGUACAGGCGUUUGCUAUCGCGCUUUCCAGCUUUGACGGCAAAAUCGCCUGCGAGUAAAAGAUCCAAGACGUCUACCUGAUAUCUUUUUGUGAUUUUGUCACAUGCAACAAAUGGGAAACGUCACUCAGCAUCAGCUCCUUGUAAUACACUACGAAACGACCAAAAGUCAUGAACCUGAAAAUGAUAUUGUAGCCUCUGGGGUUACAUGAUUUUACUUGCCAUACAGAGACCUGCUGAGGUUCUAGACCGUCCUGAGUGGUUCUAUCCACUCAAAAAUUGUGUAAAAUGUGCUACAAUCAAAUAAUAGGUGUACUGGUGGAAGGAUAGGGUGUGUUGAUGUUUGAUUUGAGAGUGUGAAAAUGCCCCCUGGUGGAGAGGAGGACAUAUUACACUCUGUAUGUGCUUGAUCGGACUUCAGUAAGAGCUCAAACUGGAGAAAAUGUAUGGUUGAAUGUUGUCACCAGAAAUUGUAUUAUUUUAUGUUUAGACGAUCUAUACAGGUUAAUUAAAUGUAAUGUAUGUUAGUAUGGUCUGUUUUACGUUUCAAACCAGAAAUCAGCAUUAUUACCAUAGCACAGGGGUCGCAAGAUAGUUUUAUACGACCCCUUAAGUGUUAAUAAUUUGUGGAAGAAUGCUUAUAAAAGAGUGAGUGAGAGAGAAAGAGAUUGCUUGUUGUGUUCUGAAAGCUUCAGAUUACAGCAAGGUCUUGAUUUAUCAAAGCAGAUAGUAAAAUUCAGAUUUUUGUGCAUGCAGUAUCUCUCGCAUGGAGUAUGUCAAGCAUCUCAACCGCUCAUGCCGUUUCUUGCUUACUCAAGCAAAAAUGACUUGUAAAUCUCUUUUACAGAUGCAUAAUAAGUGUCAUUACAAAAGAAUUCCACAUCAAGAUGUAUAGGGGUGAUUCUUUCGAAGCCUGUCAAGAAAAUGCCCUGGCCAUAUUUAACCACAGUUCAACAACAAAAAAUAUGAAAAUAUAUUUUGCAUAAAGAAAAUGAAGCCAACUUUUAGGACCAUUAAGAGAUUCAGAACACUUAAGCAGAUUUUACCGCCAAAUUCUCAUUAAUGUAAUGCGUCUGAAAGUUUUUUUCUUGUUGUUUUCAAUGAUGAUUCUAAUUACCAUAACUCCAUCAUUUUUUAUUGUUUCAGAGUAAAAAGCAUACUUUUGUACAAUUAUCUUUUAUUGAAAUCUGCAAAUAUGAAAGGCCGUGCCAAGGGAGGACUGCUGAACUAUAAUGUUUAAAUGCAAUACAAUUUAAAUACCAUGCAGUAUAUCUUUUUUACAUUGUGGUAAGCAGAAUACCAUAUUAACCAUUUAAGCUGUGAGGGUGUUUUUAAAGAUGUCCUGUAUCAGUAGCAUGAAUAAAACUAAAGGCUUAUAACUCUACAUUGUUUGAUAUCAUUUUAAAGAAAACUAAAAAAAAAAGUUUUUAUUAAUAUAGAUUAUGAUAAAUGAUGUCUCUCAGCCUGCUGAAAAAAAACUAAAAAUAUUUUAGCCAAAAAUACACUUUAUUUUCUUAUUUUUAUAAUUUGACAUUAUAUAUCUCAGAGUGUAAAUAAAAAAAGGGAAAAACUGCUUUUGUUUUGUUAGCAAUGGUGCAACUCGUAACUCUUUCAAAUUGUGUGUUGAUUCGACAACGUAAUUAAAAUGUAUAGCAUUACAAAAAUUAUUUAUCCUUGUGUCCAAACACGUCUCCAAGUGCCCAAAAGCCUCUCCAAAUAAAUAAAACAUAAUAAUUGUACAUAAGAAAUAAUUACACACGUAAACACAACAAUGACUCAAGGUAUGCUCUCUCUCCAAAGAAUGCAGGCAUGAGUAACGAGAUCUCAUUCAGUUCCAUUCUGUGUCAUUUGAGCCAUCAUUGAGUCUGUGUCAGGUACUACUGUAUAUGUAGGCUAUAUGUAAUUAGAGUGAAAAAUCCUCUCUGCCCAUAUUUGGAUGACUUCCAUCUCUGGUUGCCGCGAUCUGAAUCCUAAUACAAUUGAUUUAGUGUGCCAUGAUGCUGGACAAUGUACUACAUAAUUUCUGAUGACGUUAGCUGAUCAAGUAAAGCUAACGUGUUUUUAGCCAGAUAGCACAUUAUGUGCUGGGUGCACAUUGUGGAUUAUCUAAUAAUCUCUGCAUCCAAUGUCAUGUGUGGGCUCGUUUUAACGGGAAUCCCCUCCUCUAAGUAAUGCUAUGUGAUAUUGUACAUUAUGUUUAUUAUUCUAGAAGUUAUAAGCAAAAACACGGCUUAUAAGCAACACAUGUUUACUUUUAAUUUGUAUGUCAAAGACAUAUACUUAGCUAUUACUCGUUACAUAUUUUUCUUUGAGUAAUACAAAUUAAAAGUAAACGUGUGUUGCUUAUAAGCCGUGUUUUUGCUUAUAACUUCUAGAAUGGUUGUAUUCUAAACUUUGAGAGCUUUCCAACAACAUUCAAUGAUUACAACGAUUGUAUAUGUACAGUGCAAAAUUGUUAAUAAAUGAUCAAAACUGAACACUUCUGAUUUGUCUACAAAUUUCGAAGCACUUUUUCCAUUUUGUUCAUAAUGCCUACAUGCAUUGUAAACUAGAGCAUCUAAGCUUUAAAAUGUAUUUUAUGUUGGUCAAGACUGUAGUUAUUGAUAUUUUGAUCAAUAUCUUUUUCUUGUUGGCACUGCUGUAAUGAGAAUUGGGAGGUAAAAUCUGCCAUAACUGUCACAAAAAUAAUGUAACAAUUUAAAAAAAAAAAACUAUGCUUUAUUUUCUAUUUACAAAAUAUAAUUUCAUAUUUGUUUAUUUUAUAUUUGGAGUAAAAUAGGACAUUUUCUUGACAUCACUGAUGCAGUGUGUGUGUGUGUGUGUGUGUGUGUGUGUGUGUGUGUGAGUGUCAGGCAUUUGGUGUAUACUUGUUUUGUUUGGCCUUUUAUAUGUCAUUUUAGUUUUCUUGUAACACAGAUUACUUGUAUAACACAAUAAAAUGUAUUUGAUGUAAACUCAUAGUUGUC